CAGGACCGCAGAAUGUCAUUUGUUAUCUGAUGUCUUAGCAGACUUGAGCGUUGCCCUUGCGCGCUGAGAUGGGUUUUCAGUUAGAACUUUUUGUCGAUCCUGUUGGCGAGAACCUAAAAUGUGAUCUAUGUAACGCCGUGUAUCGCGAUCCUGUUAUAACAUCGUGCGAUCAUGUUUAUUGUGAACAGUGUUUAAGAGCGUGGUUGACUAGCAGAACAGACUGUCCCAAAACUUGUAAACAGAUCUCGUUUGAAAGAGAUGUAACGCAUUUAUUACCUUUACAGAAACUGGUGGAACGGUUACGGACGCGUUGCGUGAACGUCGCAGAAGGUUGUGAGGUUGUUACGCCGCUUGGGGACAUGUUGGCGCAUCUAGAAGUGUGUGACUACACGAAGAAAGAUGUUUCUGGGGUUACUGGCUUACCACGCACAACUUGUUCAACGGAGCAAGUAUCUGGGCCGGAAGUCAACUCACUCAGCCAAGUAUUUGUUUGUAACAAAGGUUGUGGAUUGCCUCUACUGUUUCAAGAUUCCUCAGAACAUGAUUGCGUGAAAUCUUUACAAUCGCAAGUGUGUUCACUGCAAACGAAGCUCACGCGUUCAGAACACGAACGCGAGAAGGUAGCUGCACGUCUUGUGAAACGCGAGGAAGCGAUGCAGGAACGUUUUACGCAGCUCGAAAGAGAUUUGAGGUCGUACCAAGAACAAACAUUGAAUUAUGAACUACGCUCACGAGACCAGCGUUCACAGAUUAACUACUUAAGAAGACAACUUGACAGUCGGGAAUCAGACCAGGUUAGACUUUAUUUAUUAUUUUUUUAUCGACACCUAAAUUGUAAUUACUCGCUCCAUUGAAGUAUACGGCCCCAAUGACUUAGCGCUGUAUGGAUUGCAUAAAUCCUAAAUCCUGUUGUAUUGAUGUAUGAUAACAUUGGACUAUCCAAGAAAAAACCCAAAAUGGAUUGUCUCGAGAACAAGGUAGCUUUAUACCGCGCUAACUUAUGUAGGCUUGUAUACUCAUUGCAAACCAAGAUUGUCACGAUUUGUAUAUAUAGCUUGCGUUUAAGACUUUAUGAAUUGACGUAUAAAUUGUGCUACUCAGGAUAAGAUUUGUAUAUGAUAGAACUAGAAAGCAGAACCUAAUUGGACCCAAUUCAUAUUAUAAUAUGAAAGAUGACUUUUGAAACAAUACGAAUACGCUUUAUUAGUUUAUUUAGACGGCACAUUGUCUGCUCUAGAUUCCGCCUUUUGUAUUUUGAUUUUAAGACUUGUAAUGAUGCGUAUUGCGUUUAUUAUCAUUGGAGAUUUAUUUUAGAUCCAAUUUAACCCAAACGCCUUGCAUCGUACUGACUUAGAACGUCGGUAAUAUACAGCGCGCUCGCUUCACAACGAGGCCAGGAGAAAACAUUUGUUUCAAUGCAUAAAAAAACAUGAGAAUUAGCGUGUGUUUAGUCAAUCAUUCACGCAAUGUCAAACUAUAGUCAUACAGACUUUAAUUGUCCAAUGGAAAGCAUGUUGUUUGUGUUUUAGAAGAUUAAAAACACCUCAGGAUUUCGAGAAAAGUCGUUUAUCAAGUGCGCUUCUAAACCUCUGACGAACGUCUUCACACAAAGCGCCCAUUUUCGUGUGGUUCAGAAGAUAUCAACAGUACCUACAGUCGACCUCACAUUUGAGAAUGCUUAGCGCUUUAGCGCACUUGUUGAUCUUAACGCAGUUUUGAAAUUUGCGCGUACAUGUUAUUCACGUAGAGCCUUAGCGAUCAAGCAUACUUAAGGCUUGGCACACUUUGAAAUGAAUAUUUCUGUGGCAUUAGCGAUUUAAAACCCCUAGAUUGAAGUAUAAACGACUUGACAACAAAUAAUAUUGGUGUUGCUAAGUGCUUGUUACAGACAGGCAACAUAUGAAGUGGCAUGUUUUUGUUGCGCGCUCCACUACAAGCCACAUUCGUGUGCGUAGGAUAUAUAAAUAGCCAAAUAAUCCUGACUUUAUAAACAACCGACAUAUGUCGAAACACUCGCUUGUGUUUCACGCUAUGCUAAUGCGUCAACGAAAUAUGAGACGGCGCUUUGUUUCUCCAUUUACGUUUGCUAUCAAAGUGUUUCUAUAUGAUUUUAGGCAUGAAAACGUACUUCCCUAUAGCUAGGACAAUUGAAGCAUGUACAACCCUCAUUAGCUAGCGCUGUAUAAAUGGCCUCGUUCGCCAUGAAAACUUUGUCGUAAAAUAGUGCAAUGUUGAUGAUGAUUUAGAGUUUCUCCUCAUAAAUAAAACGGUAAUUAUUUCAGAACACGACAAUUCGAUACAGCGUAGUUUGUCCCACGCAAAAGUACACAAGGCGGCAUGAAAUUUUAUGGAUUUAAUAAAAGAACUACACAAAUCCCCUGCUGGAGAUAUGGAUUAUGCUACCUUUACAUAUUAUCGGAAUAAUUUUAGAUCUAAGUUAAUGCUAUUUGAAAAGUACUUUGUAAACGUCAUCUGACGACAGCAGCAACUGAAAAUAUUUGUCGUUAACAUUGAGAUAAACCUGAAUUCAGCCUGAUGUACAAGAAACCUCGGCUGGAGUUGGAAUUUCUAAUUUAGUCCAGUAAUCGCUCGCGGGCAUGGGUGCAUUGGCCUUUGCUGACUCUUAAAUUAACAGUAACACAUCAUACAAGUAUUAAACUAAGCUCAUUAGCUGCAUCUGUCAAUAGUCUGUUUUGCCAGUACUGAUGAAAGUCGUUGUGUAUAAUUGUAUUAAAUAUUUUUUAUGCUUAUUAAAUACAAUAAAUAUUCUCCAUGCUCUGAUGAACAAGAUUAUUACAAACAUAUCGAAGUUUCGAGCCCUUCGGCCAAAGAAAAUUCGCAUGAAAUAUUGAAUUGUUUGUAAUCUUCAGUAAUUGUCAACCAUGCUUUCUAUGCGAACAACUUUCCAUUCUAUAUCAAACUAUCAUAAAAUGUUUGCAACAUGAGUUGAAUACAUUAUUAACCAGUUCGUGUACUUGGCCUUAGCAAAGAUAAGAACUCAGAAUUAUGUUGGCAAAAUAAUUAAAUUAACAUGAUGCACUUAUGUGAGGGGUAAAAACUUACCACAGCCCACAUAAUUGUGUAGUAAGUGAUGUGGAUUCAAAGAACAACCAAUCUUCAUAAUCUUAAUAGCUCAGCAACAAUUUAUUAGGGAUACUUGGGUAUUUAAAUUUUCCCACAAAUCAUGAUUCAUCUCAUUCUGUAAUCUUAUUACUGCUCAAGAAGAAAUUUAAAUUAGAAUUUUAAGCGGUAAAGCCUCUUACAGAAGCACGUUUUUCUUGUCAACGAACCUUGUUCCAAGGCUGGUCAUGCCAGGUUUUGGACAAGGAAAAUUUGUUGAAAACUUGUCAAGUAUGCAUGAAAUACUUUUAUGGUUUCGGCCAACAAAAGGUGACCUUGACGAUAAAUGUUUAACAACAUUCCAUCACACGAGUAACAAAAUUUGUCCGUUGUUGACCGUUCACACGAGAAAGGAAACUCGUCAAGGGAAACUUGUGGCUUAACUUUCGCUGCGCCCAAGGGUUAGAUUAACAAGGUCAAGGAUAGUUGUGAUGUCACCAUGUGUAGCUUAAAAACAUCCGAUAUUUACCAGUUUAUGUUUGCGCUAAAUAUCGGCAAAAGCAGUGAACACAAUAUCAUUUGUUUCGUCUACAAUACAGCGCGUUAUCUCAUGAAAUGCAAUUUGUGAAGCACGUAAUUAUGGGCUUUAAAACGGAAAGAAUUAAGGAUUUAUGACAUUAGUUUUGACGUUCUUUUGUGCAUCUUUUUAGGUAACGAGUGAAAACGAAAUUCGAAUUACUCUGGUACGUUCUGAAGGAAUACUUGGUCUAAACAUCCGAGGAGGAACGGAGGUAAGAUCUUUGAUUUCUAAUUUUGUAAUCUAACCUGGCCUUUGUCACCUCCCCCCUGGUUAAUGAAAAGUUGAUCGACCCCCACACUCGGGUAAGAGGUUAAUUGCCACAUUCCACUUAAUUGUUACAUUCCAAGCAUUCGUUGCGAAAAGUGCUUUUGCAAUAAUCAUAAUAAUAUUGGGAAUAAUUGCGUUCUUUUAAAGCUUUCUUAAGAACUUAAUUAUUCUCUCGAACAGACUUUGAAAGUGCUUAACCUAACACGAAAGCAAACAUGUACUCAUCAGCGCCUUUUUGAAAAAGGAAUUUUGGUUAUUUUAACAAGUUAGAUUCCUGCGUCAUUGCGCGGUCUCGUGUGCUAACGAAAAGUUAUUUUAACAUAAUAGAUCCUUGCAGCAUUGUACGCUCUCAUGUGGGCAAAUACCCUGAUCAAUAUUAAUAUUCUAGGUAAAGACUAUUUUAGAUUCCACGUUAGAGCUUGCGAAAUUACAACAAUUGUGAAUACUUUCGAACCAUUGUAAACAAUUUGUAAACUUUUGAGUACGUUCUAAUUGGAUAUAAAUAUUCGAGAAUAUUUCGCCGAUAAAUGGAAAAGACCCUUGGCUCAAGCCUUUCGAAUAAUCCGUAUUCUUAUUUGUUUGUAAAGUAUUGGGUAUUAACUGUACGAGCUGUAGUUUUCCUUCAUGAAAUUCUAUUACAGAAUAUCUCUCACAGAACAUAACACAACGAAAAGUUAUUUUUUAUCCUUCGUUGAAUUUAACAUGAAGUAUAAUUAAAAGUAUUUUUAGCCAGACUUGUUGGGAUAAAUACAAUUAACAAAAACCAGAUUAGUUCAUUUAGAUCAUAACUGGCAAAAUUAUCAUAAUAAUCAUGAAUAACACGUCUCACUCAGCUCUGCAAAACAUCAAAUCUUUUUAACAAUUUUUGGAAUUCACUUGACGGUGAAAAUAGCCUUACAUGACGGACGUUAUCCAAAUAUUUAUUACAUUUUGAUCAGCGCUAUCUCAAACGAUUGUCGGUUGCUUGGAUGGUAAUAUCAUAUUACUGUUCUUCACUCGAUGGUGUUUCUAGCUUUGGCACUUAUAUUGUUGUUUUUCUCUAUUUCUGCUCAGGAAGAUGAACAGCAUCGCGGAAUAUUCAUCUCAAAAAUUGUGGAAAACAGCCCAGCGUCGGAAAAGUUACAACUAUAUGACAGAAUUCUUCAGGUAUAUUUACGUUUUCCUUCGCACCCUGCGGUUCAAGUCCGGAAAUAACUUAUCAACAUUGCUGCCUAGCAAACUUGUGUCAUAAUUCACAGAUUUAAGGCAGUGUUUUGUGUUAUAUUGUGAAAUUAGUGCCUUUUAAUGGGGGUAUAUAGUUAUAUUUCACUGUGUGGGGUUUCGUGUUUAUGUGGAGAGGUCCAGCCUUCAAACAUUUGAACAUAUGUAUAGUUUAUCAUUUAGCUAUCUUUGGCCAUGACUGUAUUAGGCAUUUAAUCGCAUUUUCGUGACUGUAUCGUGCCAAAACGUGCCAUCCAUAAUACUGUAUGCGUUAUAUCACAGUGUCCUAGUCAUUUGCGCACGAAAUUCUAAGCACGAAAUACGAUAUACGCAUUGAUAAUUAAGAAAAUUGUGGUUCAAAUAUUUCUUUUUGUCGAAAUGACAUAUACACCGUGAUUUGCGUCAUGGCGUCGUGACAGCUAUAUGUAAAAGUUACCGCGUGGCGCUUAACAGGAUGUUAUUCUAAGCAAGCUCGUCUCAGUGAUAAACGACAUUUGGGGACAAGAAGAUUGUGUUAUUGAAUAAUAUUAAUCCGUUUUGAAAGAUCACAGGAAAAUUCUAAAUUUAUCUUGAAGGCUUAAUGCUGUUAGAAAAUGCAUUUUCUUUCCAUCAUAAAAUGAUUUAUAGGGAAGCUUUUCCGAAUGAUAAAAGACAUAUAAAUGGAGUAGUUCUUUUUUAAACUUUUUUUUUAUAUAAACCUAUUACCAUCCUCCAAAUUUGGAUGACAUCUUAAAAGCACUGUCAACAUACUUUCAAUCGGCUAAAUUGACGGCGAGUAAAGGGCCUGGAACUAGCAUCAGGACAGAAAUCCAUUUUGCAGUAUUUCUAUUUUCAUUGUAAAAUUAUUUGAAACUUUAUAACGAUGUUUCGUGAUUGUAACGAUGUCUAGUGUAGACUCGACUCCUUGUUCGUAUUUAUCGAUUGCACAAGCAUUUAAUGAAACAUAUCGUAAAAAGUUUAGUUUAUGGAACAGAUAAAAUCUAAAAUACACUGUCUGUAUUUAAAACAACAAUGUUAAAGCUCUACAAUGUUAAUUGUUUUAAAAGCUGCAGUUCGCUUCAAACUAACCAUAAAUUGCAAUGCAAGUGUUUUUCAACAAUUCGUAUAGUUCGUAGUAAUAAUGAUAUCUUAGUUCAAAGCAUUCACAUAUUUUUUCAAUUACAGUACGCGACAGCAUUUUGCAAGCAGUGAAAGAUUCACUGUAUGAUAACUUCAAGCAAUACACUAGAACAAUAGCCAAGAGCUACUCUAAAGGUUAUCGGGCAAAUUUUAUCUUAUGCACUAUAAAAACACAGUUUGAAUUUUUAAUGGCGCCCUCUCAAGCUAAACUUGAUUUAAAUAGUUCAACAGUUUCGCCAAGAAGAAUGCGCAGUAUUUCACUUUUGGGAACAUACAUUUUAGCAUGGAUGAAGAUUGUUUUGUCUGUGCCACUGUUUUGGCCGGAAAACCCAAAGGAAAGCAGGGAUAAUUCUUGGCAAAGUUAGGAACAAUGAUAAUUUCCGUUUGGUUUGUGUUUGAGUUUGUGGCUACCACAUACUGUGUAGCGAGAUGUCAAUAUCUGCGCCGUUUAUCAUCAAUUUGAACUGAAUCGACUAAAUGACUUCAACAGCGCUAAUGUAAACACGAUCUAGCCUGUGAGACUACGUUCAGUCGGGGGCAACUAUCGUCUUUCUUUUAGGCAUACAAAAUCACCAGAAAAUUGAUUUUGGCUUUAUGUAGCUCUCUAGGAGAGCAUCUCUUUAACAAAUAACAGAAAGAAGCAAUCAAUUAGGUUAUCAGUGAUCGAGAUUUGAAAACGAUUUCAUCAUAUAGUUAUAACUGUGCUGUGUUGUUCGUGAUAUCAUUGGCACUGUAGAUUGUUGUGUAACUUCCCGCUUACAUUGUCUUUGUUAUUGUACAGACUCCUUAAGUUUGCUAACGAUAUAUUAGCGUAGGCAAAAUGCAUGCUGUGUUCGGUAUAUAAAUAAUAAACUAGAUGUAGUUUUGCAUUAAAGUUAUACGGUUACAGCAGUAAAGUGUUUCGUUGCGCUAAAGUUACAAGAAGACUGUUGUAGAGUAAUAGCUGUUAGCGAGUUGUCGUUGCAACAGAAUGUUGACUGUCAGGGUAAGAUCAUUGUUGUGAUAAACUUAUAUAUAAGUGUGUUUGGGCCGAUGAGGUAUCGGAAAGCUCUCAAUACAUAAUUCAUAAUGAUAAAUUAAAUUCACUUAUCCCAAAAUCUUCAUUUCGCCUGAAACCAAUGUGAUGAAGAUUUUGAGGUAAUACUAGGACCUAGGUUAUAUGUUUGUCUAUAAAAACUUAUAUAUUCUCUAUUUUUAAUUCAUUUGCGGAUGUGUGCGGUGUGUCACACCUACUAAUAGCCUAAAAUUAAGUUAAUUCGCGUGUUUGGCGCGCUGAUUAGGCGCAGUUUAAAAUCGUCAACUAUGCAAGUGUUAUUCUAAUUAUUUUUCACACCUUUCCGCUGUAUCGUGACAAACUCUGUUUCUCACAAUGCUCGCCUGUGCAAACACAUGUAAAGCAAGACACGAAACAAGCUUCCGUUUGCUUAGGACGUUUAUUGAAUUAGUUCCAUUGUGUGUUUUAAUAAUUUAUUUCAACCCACAACGUUUUGACGAUACCGCCGUAAAGUACAGGUAAUUAUACCUAACAAGAUUUCCAGCUAAAGCUAUCCACAGACAUUGCAGAAUUUAAAUUUAAACCGAUUUUAGGAUUAGCUAUGAUUGUAUAUGUAUAUAAGUAGGUGCAAAAAACACUAUUCGAUAAAUUACAUUUUUCUCGCUAAAGUAAACGUGUUUUCAAUUUAUGGCAUAGCCGCAUAGCUAUGCGUAGGUUGCAAUUGAAAAAUAGUCCACCCCCAGAAAGUAAUCGGGAAUUGUAUUUGAGCUAUUCGUUUGUCGUCAAACAAUUUAGUUUAAACAGCUGCAUGUAGUCUCUGCCCACCUAUAUUAGCAUACUGUUGUUCUCUGGUGAUCAUAAUUUUGUUUUACGACGCUUAACGUAUAUAUUUGUGAAAAGGGUAUUAUCAAAUAUGUUUGUACAUUGAACUUAAUACUGCGACCUAUGCUACAAAUACUUUCAGAACUGUUCAUAGUGUAAAAUAAGUUCUUUUGAAAUUCUUUUCCUUAAAGAAAUAGAAAUAAAUAAUAAUGAUAAAAGUAUCUUUUAAAAAUAAUAGCAAUAAUGAAAAUAUUUUUUAUUAAAUAUAUUUGGGGACACUUGUAUUGGAAACUACGCCUGUGGUCAAUGUAUGUUAGAGUACAAAUUUAAAAUAAGACACAAAUAAGAUAAAUAUUCAUUGUUAUCGAUAAAAAUUACAAUGGCAUUAAUUUUGCAAGUCAUGCUUUUAUUUCGCAAUUUCCUUUGUUCAAUUUGUAAGGAGACUUGCAGACGUUGUGGUUGAAAAAUUCCUUGAGAAGUUUUUAGGAUUUAAUGACAUUUAAUUCACAUCAUCUGGUGUUGAACAUUUUCCAGAAUAUUCCCCAUUAAAGUGGUUAGCAUUCUCUCUAUGACUAGGGGGUAGCACGUGGGGAAAGCAUGAUGACUACCAUAGUUAAACGCAUGUGGAGAAGAUACAGGCAUGUUGCUCAGAGAUUCCUUAAUGGGUUACCAUGGUGGGCUCACCAUAAUUUUUACAAGUCUCUAAGAUACUUUCUUUUGUUAAAAAAUUCACUUUGGAAACUUGAGUCCAUACACUACAGUAUAUAAGUGUGUACCAUUCUAUUUGAAUUAAUAGAAAAAUUAUUUCAUUUCACAGACAUACCGUCUCAUAUAAAAGGGUUUGGAUUGGAAAUUUCAUGUACUCAAUAAUAAUGAUUAAUUAUCGUUCAUUAAAAUAGAAAGCACUAUACACAAUAAGCCAAUACAAAACCUCCAGCUAUACCCCAAUAUUUUGCAGCGAUGUUGUAAAAGUUAAUUCUGACUUGGACUCAAAAACUGGAACAAAUUAAAAAUGGAUGUUUGGCAUGACAGAUAUUUUGACAGACAUUUCAAUUUCAAAGGACAGUUGGUUUUAAUUUAUAUAAAAAACUGACCAACUUAAAACAAGAGUAUUCAGUGUGUGAAUUAAAGGGUUUAAUGUUUUAUACAAUAAACAUGUGCCAUAAUAAAAUCUCUAGACAUUUUCAGAACCAUUUAUUCUUCUGUGUACAAGAGCAGAACUUUGAAGAAUGAAGUUCUAAUUUUUUCAAUAGUAGCAGUCAGACAUGCUAAUGACUUUAUUGACACUUAGGGUAAAUAUUUGUGGAGUUGUGUUAGUUCAUGACAGCUGAUUUUAAUUUUCCACAAACUUUGCUUGAAGUGCAGACAAUGAAAAUUUGUGCUUGGCUCCAAACGACGAGAGUUGCGUUAAUGGUUAGUUAGCAAUGUGAUCAGAGGGAAUUUGUGUUUGAUUAGGGUUAAGUUUGUGCAAAAUUUAAUUAAUUUAAGUUUGUCUUUCUUUUUGUUCUUGCUUGGUGUGGGUUGGCUUGUCACAGGAAAGCAGAUGCUGGCAGCUUUAGGGCACGUUUAUACUAUCAAAGUUUCUGUGAUCACAGUAGUCUAAGUUUUUAAGGAUUUGUAAGAAAUAUUUGAGUGGGCUGAGUCAGUGUUAAACACUGAUAAAUUCUAAAUACUGUGCAUUCGAAAUAUACAGUUUUAACAAUUGUGUAUUCUGAUUAUGUACACUUUUUUCGGAAUAACUAGUUGAUUUUCUUGCGGCAAAAAAGUCAACAUUUCUGAACUAAACCAUUCACCAUCUGCUGUGCUCAGAAGCCACCAAGUGAUAGGAUUUCUUCCAAGUCACAUGUUAAAUAUUGGAACCCCAAGUCGAGAUACCAUAGGGGUAUUCUUGGGUGACCAAAAUUAUUGCUAUUUCCACUUUCAAAUAUUAUUCUUGCCCUGAUUGCCACGGUUGGACUGUCAUUAUAUGAAAAAAUAUUGAUCAGCUGAGACAAUAACAGACUGCUGUUCUCUUAAUUGUUCGAGAAUAUUUGGAUAGCACCAGGAUCAAUUCAUAAUUGAACGUUUUAUUGCUACUCCUGUUUACUUAUUUAUUUUUCUUGGUGUUAUUCCAUAUGUGUGUUGUUCCUAACCAUUCAAGGUCAACUAGCAUAUGGCAAUCUUACAAGUUUGUAAAUUCCUGUAAUAAAAUCUCAUCUGGAAUUUGUGAUUGUUGUAAAAAUAUCAAUCUCAAAGGAAUCGGUAUUUCAUUUUUGGGCAGGAAAUUAAUUAGUGUCUGUUUUGUCUGCAGCUUAAAAGAUUUGCAUUACAUUCGCAUGUCUUAGCGAAACUAAGAGCAUUGCAACAGUUUGAAAAACGAUUCGAGUUUAUUUCAGAAAGAACCCUUCUUGUACCCCCUUUGAAGUACCCGUUUAUUUCAGAAGGAAUACUCUUUUAGACAAUACCCUUUGGAGUACCUUUUGAGUUAAAUACAGAUCAGUCAUACACUUAAUACUGUUGAAAGAUAGUUGAUUUAGCAUUAUUUAGUUUUCAAAGGACUCGACAAUAGAAUACAAAUGAAUGCAACACAAUAGAAUCAUAUGAUUUUAUUGUAGUAAAUGGCAUCAUUUAAAGGUAAUUGCAGUAUCUCGAGCAAGUAUCUUGUGUUUGAUUAUGUUGCUAAGUGGUUUCUGUGUUUUCAAAUAUUUUGAGAUUAUAAGAAUUAACGGGAAAUAAUUAAGGAUAUUUUGUCUACAUAGAAAUCGUUUCAGAUUAAAAUCAACGUUUAAUAUUUUACAAAUAUGCGUAAUGCAAACACGGCAGAUCCGUUGUGAUUCGCUAAUUAUGCUAAUUAGACAAGCCUGACAGAUUUUAUGCAGAAUUGGUAGCAAUUACUUCCUUAACUGUUUUCGAUACCAAUUCAUUAUUCACAUUAUAGCUGAUGAAAUCCAGCGACAAUUUCUAAAAAGUGAUUAUAGUUUUGUCAACGGAUUUUAACUUUUAAACCGGAAAUUCCUAAGAUCCUAAUUUCAGGAAAAGGUUUUGUCGGCACUUUUAAUGUACUUUGCUUAAGAACUAUUUUAAAUCUUUCGUAAAAACUUUAAAAAUCUUCUACACAAACCCCUGGCUAAUUUGAUUUUUAUCAUGAGGAAACUUGGACUCGUUCCCAGUCUCUGCCCUAGAUUUGGCCGAGUAAUAUAUCAGUACAUAUAACAUUACAUGUAUGCAAAUAUUACUGCACUUUUAUGUGUUAUAAAUAAUUGAAGAAGCCAUAAACUUCUACCCCUUCUAAACCCAACUAUGUAUUACUUCGCCAAUGUAAUUCGUGAAUACGGUGUUACUUUUCGAAAUGCCUCUGGGAAAAAUUGGUAGUAUUAUACAACAGUGUUUUGCUAACAUUGGGGAGAUGUGUAUAUAACACUCGUGCUUAUUCAACCACCUACGCAAAGACAUAUUGUGCAAGACAUUAAAUCAUCUAAUCCUGUUCUCCCCUCACUCGCAUGAUAGGAUUACCUACGGGGCUUCCAUUACGUUCAUUGUGGCUUCAUCUAUUACUCCAGCUUGGAGGCUAUCAACCUCCUGCAUUUGCAAAAUUGGUCACAGACUUGCUUCACCAAAGUAAACAAUUGCUUAUUUAUUUGCCAAAUAUUUGGGUCAAGUUGUUUUGUAUAUAUACAGCACUUCUUGACAAUAUUCCCACGCGAUAAAAGAGAUAUUCUGAGAUAGUAUCAGUUCCCAAUCUAAACUGGACCAAAUCUCGAAAAAUCGGCCAUCCACAAAUGUUUACAGUAAAUUGCUCCAAGCAUACAUGGACUUAUUGGAUUAGACUGAGUUCAAUUAGAAACUCAGGGAUUAUUAUUCACAAUCUAUUUUCGCCUCAAUAUUUCCAACCUGGGAUUUCCUCCAGAUAAUUUAACUCCCUCUGUGAGCACGCAAACUGUCCGUGUUAUAGACAGGUUUGAUAACCCCGUAAGCAAUAAUAUUUGCACAUCUGACAUGCAUGUUCUGUGCGGGUGCUGGUAGACUGUAGUGCUUAUAGACUGCAUUUAGGCCUUCAGGAAUGGCAUAGUUUAAUAUAUAUACUAUUGAUCUAUAAUAAUACAGUAUUUGCUUAGACAUGAGAUCGCAGUUUUCGACUUGACAUUUUGGAAACCAUAUGAAUUGCACUUUAAAUUAACAUGGGCUCAAUUUUUAGCAAUGGGGCAACUGUGGGACCUUGUAUUACUCCAUAAUCAGUCCUUUCGUAAAUUUAUACUUUCAUGCAACAAUUUCCUAAAUUGAAUCUAAUUUUUAAGUCUAGAAUUAAACUCUGAGGUUAUAAAACAGGGGCUGGGUUUUUUAUUUACAUAUGCUGCAGUGUUUAAGAAUAAUUUAUGAGUUGUACUUUAAGUUGUAAUUUUUUCUGCCAAAGUUACCAUGGUAUAAAAACAAACAGUCAUUUAUAAAACAUGCAAGAAAGUAAACAACUUAAUUUAUCCUUCAAAUUUUCAUGAAUACCAGCUGGAGUCCAACUCAAGGACAAAAUUUAUAGUUCGGUAUAGUUUUUAACAGGGCGCGAGGUUCUAAGAGGCCUUAGUCCUAUAGCUAUAUUUAAAGAAGGUUUUGCUUGUCAUCGCUAGGAGUAGAGGACGUGAAAUUGAACUGCUAACUGGGUAAGAUUGUAACUAUUGAUGUAACUGUUAUAAUAUAAUAGUGAUAAUGGUUCUUUAUUUCAAAUUAAACUGCGUAUAACUCGCUCGGCCAAAACGCUGCAGUUUUAAACUAAUUGAUAGAGUAAAGAAACAUUUAAACUUUUUAUACAUGUAGAAUACUUUAAACAAUCAGUAAUUAAAAGUACAACCAGUUUUUGGAGGAGAAUAUUUUGCGCAGCUAAGAAUUUUUAAGCUUUAAAGAUUUAAAAGAAUUUUAGACCGUUUCAAUGACCGUUAAAUAUUCGUGAUGUUAAACAAGAAGUCUUAUUUUUACAGCUUGCAAGUGCAUUGAAGUAGGUUUGCUUUGCAUGCAUGCGAUGGUGUGUAAUCUUGCGUAUAGUUUUGCAAUUAUCGGUAACACUGCAGCUAAUAUUUUCGCCAAAACUCUAAAUAGUAUCAUUGAUUUUCUGCUGUAGUAAAAUUUAGGUAUGAAUUACUUGAGUAAACUCAGGAAUUCGGUCUAAAAAAUGAAACAUGUUUGUUACUCAUGAGAGCAAAGUUUGCAAGUGGGGGAACUGAGUAUUUUUUACGUAAAUAUUCUAACCAAAUUAACAGCUUUUUAUUCCGAUGAAUUAUUCCUUUUAAUGCGCUUAACCGUUAUACAGUAAGAUACUAUUCUGCACAAGUAACAGCUACAGAGUUUGGGAGUCAAAAUCGAGGCAAAAGUUAACAAAACGGGCGGUAUGUGAACGAUAGACAAAAAAAACCCAAUUUCCAUCACGACAGCUGCACUGCUGCAGACUGCAGUAAAAUUGUUUUUCUUUUUUACAUGAAUUAUUCUGUUGAAUUUAUUCAUUUCUGCAGACUAAGUAAGUCACCCACUGUGUGAACUGACAUAUUGCACGGAUCUGACGGAUGUAUUAAGGUUCUUCCCCACUGUUCACUGAGAGGUGGCUCUUUCCUCGGCAAAAUUACUGCGGGCAGUUUAUGGGAUUUGACAAGAUGAAUGCUUUGAGGUUUUGAAAUUUUUCUAGUUCCUAAGACAAUCAUGUAUAAUUAUAAUCAUUUCGGCCAUUAACAGAAAUGCAGGGGGGGGGGAGUCCGAUGAGUAAUAGUUCCGGGGAUAAAUGUAAUCAUUUACAUGGCAUAGGACAGGGGGGAGAGGGAAAGUUGAUGUGUAUAAAUGUCCGGUUUAACCCGUUUGGUCACUGAUCUUACGAUAUCACUGGAUAACGAAAUUUUGUGUUCCCUCUGGAUAUUAUUUAGGAUUUGACUAAUUAACUCGCGGGCGUUCAUCGCGGGUUAAGGCACCCGCAACGAAUUACGUUCAUGUUCAUGCUGACCUCAAAAUAUAUGACUAGAUAGUGCAAACUGUACUAAACCUUGAAACUAAACUGAAUAAAACCCUCAAAAGUGAACUGUGAGUAUGGUAAUUUGUAGUAACUACUCGACGGCCGUGCCAAAACGUGUUUGAAGUGUAGGAAGGAAGGUUUCGUUAUCCACUUCAAAACAAAGAGCAAGAUAUCAAAAGCAGUCACCUUUCCUUCAAGACAUUCUUUGAAAAACACUUCAACUUUAUCUAGAAAGAGCUUUUGUUGUUGUAUUUUAUCCUUCCUUUCUUACUUCUUUAAAUGUUUGCGAGAGCGUUUGUAACAAAGUGAAUCUUUCUUACUUAGUUUAACUAAAAAAAUGUACGUUUAAACAAGAGACGAUAAAGUUUUGAAACUAUUGCUGCCAGUUUCAUUUGCCAUUAAAGCCAAGCCAAAAAUUAUAGAUAUUGGACCUUUUGUCCCACUCUUUAAAUUAACAUGAUUACAGUGAAAGUAUUGCCAUUGGCUUCUAUACCCAAUAAUUAUCCAUGGUACUUAAAUGUGCUCUGUGCAUUUAAUGAUUUAAAAGAAUGUAUUAAAAGAAUGUAGUACACAUUCAAACCGCCUAGUUGUAAGCAAAACAAUUGAACUUUUUGGAAAACUUCCUCUCCCGGCGUGUAUACAUAUGUUUUGCGCGGGUAAAAGAAACUUAUUAAAAGGGAAACUGGUCUUGUAUUGAACUGCUUCGCUCUUUAAGAGGAAAAGUGUCCAAAACCUUUUAUUUUCUAUAUUGUACAGUUAACUAUCUUUUUAAAUGCAUCUGGCGGUUGAGAAUAGGAAACAAAUAGAGAUAAUAGGAAAAAAUUUAAAUUAAAAUACAAUUGUAUUUUUAAAUACAAUUGUAUAUUAAUAUUGCGCUGGCGUAGUGGUCAAAGCAAGCGACCUUCACCUCUGAACGGACUCAUGUGAAAAGAGUCAGUAUAGACGCUCUGACGAAAGCCGUGGGUUUCCUCCGAAUGCUCCGGUUUCCUCCCACAGGGAAAGUUGACAGGGUGGGUUAUAAUAUAGGAUAAACACAGUUAAGUAAUAUUACAAUUGUUGUAAAAGAUAAAACAGUCUAUAGGCUGAGUAUAUGAUUAGGUAAGCAUAUAAUACUUGAUGUAUUUGAUCAAUAUCCACAUUUGCGCUAGACAAAUGAUAAUAUGAAUCUUGUAUAUUACGUUUAAAUGGACGCCAUAUUUACAGAAAUAUAAGUCGAAACUUCCGGCAUAAUUUUCUCUUUGUCGUACCAUCUGAAAUCUCUUCAUUUUAGCAUUAUCUUGUAGAUAAAACACUAAAAUCAUUAAAAAUAAAAAAGCCGAUUGAGAAACUACAGUAUCAAAUUUUUGACUAUGCAGAACUGAGCGGCAUAUUAUACUCGUGACUUUGGGCGCGUCUUACGUAACAUAAAAAAGUCUCCUCUUGAUAAAUCCUUCAUUUAUCCUGGAAAACUUUCUUUGAUUCAUGAAAUGGGCUAUCUCAAAACAAAGACAAGCAGGAUUAUUUAAAGAGCGAGGCGAUUGUAUGGACUUUUUGACGCUACUUAUUGCCGGUCGUAUAAAUUCAACUCAUCCAGAAAAUUGACUCUUCCAGAUUCACCCCCAACCUGGCGUUCUUACAUUGUUUGCUGGUUAAAUGAAGUACCACUUGAACCUUGGGGGAACUCGGUCAAUAUCAAUACAUGUCAAUCAAAAUCUAUUCUUAUUCGUAAAUACCCUCUAACGCUCUACACUUCUCUUGCAGAUCAACCAAGUCGAUCUGACGAACGCAUCGCAUCAAGAGGCUGUGAAGGCUUUCAAAAACGCAGGGGAUAAAUUGGAUAUAACCGUACGAAGAUUUAAUAACCCAAAGCACGGAGACAUGUUUUCAACCGGGUUUGUCUCCAUUGGAGUUCAAACUGAGACUAUGGAUCAGAGCGAGAUGAGAAUCACUUGCUGUCGUUGUCGAAGUAAUCGUUCUUCGCAAGAAUUCUCUUCGCAAGGCGCGAUUAAUAUCAUCCAUCAGAAAGAGGACUCAGGAGUCGACGAAAUUGGCGAACACCAAUCGGACGUUGACGGCUGUGAAGCUAACGAACUUAAAAAUAACACAGGGUAUACGUCGGACGAUGUGAAACCUCGUGACGAGAUGUUAAACACGUUGUUACUGAAUACAUCUCUGGCAGCGUUAGGAAAACGAACUAGCCGCAUCAUACCCGUUGACGCAGGUCGAACGUCCUACGAACCCGAGGAUUCUUCCGAGUUACAAAGCUUAAGUAAUGGCUACUAUUCGGGCAAUGUUAGCCAGGCGAGUUUGGAGAAUGUUAAACCUGUCGAGAACGGCAGAGAAGGACUGGAAACAACUCAACAAUUGGCGCCUGAUGAGGAAUGUUAUAGUCCAGUUAAUGAAACUGACCAGUUGUACUUUGAUUCUGAACUGGAGUACGAGUAUGAGGUAUGUUGAAAUUAUUAAUUUGGGCUAUCUGUAUUUUAGUUUAACAUGGGUUCUAUAUAGUUCCUAUUAGUGUGUUUCACUGAGCACUAUCGCGCAGCAGAUGGUUGCCAAUCUGCAGUUAUCAUAGAGAUAAAUAAUGUUAAUACUUUUCAUAUUAUAUACAGUAGUCUUUUAUUUCGAGGCCAACAUCACAACAUGUAGUUUAAUUUUCUUACUCAAGUCUGUCAUUAUAUCUGUUUGCUGUCCUGCAACGCUGAAUACAACCCACCCAUUUUGGCCUGGUCUUUAAACAAACCCAUAAAUUAAACUCAACAAAAAGCUUGUCAAAGAAAGCGUCUUAGUUUUCCCAACUUAUAUCGUUCUGCAACAUUACCUAUAAAUUAGCUAUUAACUGUAUGAUAGAUAAGAUGGAAGUAUUAUGCACUUCAGGCGUAGGAAAUAACCCUAAGUGCUUUUCUUACAAACAUGUCAAUCACAGCACACAGAAGGGAUCACUGGACAGAAUACAGGAAGUCAAAUCACAUGGAAACCGCAAGUUUCUUCUGUUUGUCAUGAGUUACCGACGUAAAAAUAAGAGCGUGUUUUGGAGCAUGUUCCAUAAUUCAAGUCACAUGAAAAAUCCGCAAGUUUCUUGUGUUUGUCAUGAGUUGCCGACGUAAAAAUAAAGAGUGUUUUAAAGCAUGUUCCAUAAUACAAGUCACAAGAACAACCGCGUAAGUUUUUUUUCUGUUUGUCAUGAGUUACCGACGUAAAAAUAAAAGCGUGUUUUGAAGCGUGUUCCAUAAUACAAGUCACAUGAAAAACACCGGUUAUAACGGGAUUGAAAUAGAACUUUGAAUAUUGCCGCUAAGCCCAUAUUCUUCAUAUCUGGGAGGGUUGUAUUCUUCGUUAUAUUCCGACAGGUUACAAAAUGUCUUGUUCUUUGUACACAGCGAGGUCCUGACACAAACCGUUGCGUACGAACAAUACGAAACUUAGUUGUACAUGUAAAAAAAACUUAAGUAUCGCUAUAGGAUGUAAUGACGUCAAUCAUGUUCCAUUAACCUUGAUAUCUAUCAAGGUUAUGAUGCAUAGACUUGUUUCCCUGUAUCAAAAAAUCUAAAUUUAGGCAUGACUGUCCUGGGAGAACGGGAAUCUACUUUAUCCUUUAUCACCAUCAACUGUGCAGGAAAUUGAAAGCGUCAUUGUUAAAUUUAGAUCCCCCACAUAACGUAAAAUGUCCUAGUUCUUUCACAAUCCUGCAGCAAAGUUUUGCAACAAGUUUUAUAUAUUAGAGAGGAUUCAUAUAUUAGAGAGGGUUAUCCAAUUUUCUAACUCCAAGAAUUUUUUCUAACUUCUCUAUUUAGGAAAUUACAAUCAGAAUGUCCAGCCGUAAGGCUCUGGGGAUGAAAUUAUUCUCAGGCGAUGGAGUCGAAGAUGCAAACUCUGUGUUUGUAGAUGAGGUACGAGGAUAUAAAUCUUAUAACCGGAUUCUUUCAUUUAAAACCCCAGGAAUCCCCUUCCCACUUUGUGUCUAUACUUGCUGGCCUAUCCCUUACUACCACUGGGUUAUCAGUGGAUUUGGAUUCCCUCCAAUAAACUGUGAUCUAACUGAUCUUUGAUCUUCAGGUUGAUCCUAGAUCGGUUGUUGGCAAAGAUGGGAGAGUCAUUGAAGGAGAUCAAAUUCUGAAGGUAAUUAAAUAUAAUUGUGAGAAAAUUUAACACAGAUUAAUUGCAGAUACCGAUCAUUUAUUUACGGUUCUGAACUAUUUGCCAGUGAGAAUAUUCUCGGACAAUAAAAACUAAGUUGUCAAGUGGUUCUAUAUAUUUAAUACAGUUCUUCUUGUCUUUGUAGAUUAACGACUUGGCUGUAACUUGCCUGGAAGACGCCGUCGGAUUAUUGAGCAAAAGACACAACGAAAUCAAGUUUCUUGUUGCAAGACCUGUCGCUGAGGUAAUGCAUAUGUUUUGUUUUUUCUUUUUACCAGGCAAACUUGUUUGAAAGUUUCUCUCUAGAGGUUCAGUAUAAAGGAUUACCGUUUUAUAUUGAUUCAGUGUUACUACAGAUGGAAAAGCGAACUGAGCGAGUUUGGUUGUGUCAUAUUGCAGAAAUCUAACCUCAUGAAAAGCACAUGCAUUAAAUAUGAUCCGCAUGAAACACUAACAUUAUUUCAUGUUUCGCUUGCUACUCUGGUUUGAAUUAAAUGAUUACAAAGCCCAGUCGAAUUGUAAUCAGGACCCAACGUUUCGACACUCCAGUCUAGUGUCUUCAUCAGGGGUGAUCUAAAGUUGCAAUUGUGGCUUCUUAAAUACCCAAGGGAUGACGUCACCUGCCAAUGAGAUGCAUAUAUUCCUCUGGCAAAUAGGCACCGUCAUCCCUAUUCAAAGCAUGAUUACUCAUAUUUAUAUGCCAUGCUUCUAGGCAAAGUUUUUUUACCAUAGCGAUUGUUUGUGGUGCCUAGAAGCCUAGAAGCGUGGCAUAUAAAUAUGAGUAAUCAUGAGUAAUCAUGCUUUGAAUAGGGAUGACGGUGCCUAUUUGCCAGAGGAAUACAUGCAUCUCAUUGGCAGGUGACGUCAUCUCUUGGGUGAUCACCCCUGAUGACGACACUAGACUGGAGUGUCGAAACGUUGGGUCGUGAUUACAAUUCGACUGGACUUUGUAAUCAUUUAAUUCAAACCAGAGUAGCGAGCGAAACAUGAUUGAUAUACACCUGGUUGCAGUGAACGAACAAACUUUAAAACUAACAUUAUUUAUUCCCCUCAUAAAGUUACAAGCAACAUUACUUGGUGCGGAAAGCGACCACGGUGGAGACGACUUUCACGAUCAAUCCCGAUUCCAUCUCGAAGCCUACCCGAUCGGUGUUAUUCAAGAAGAAGAUGAAGACGAAGCUGAGACGAUGAUUGGCGACAAGUCCCGAGAAGACGAGAAAGACAGUGGCUUCGGACGUACCGACGACAGUACGAAGAACGACUCGGAACAAGACGGCGGAGACGACCGACUGAUGAGGGAUGAGAAAGAGCAACAUAAAGCACAAAUGGAUGCGCUGGGGAAACAGAUUAUUCACUUCACUGCAUGUGCUAGCAAUGCACGAGAACUAGGGCUGCGUGAUAGCCCACGCGAGAAAAGCUCAGACGAGCACUCGCAACGCUCGGGAGAACGCGAAAAACGCGACCGGAGCACGAAAAAUAGCUCACGCAAAUCUGGGAGUAAAACUUCUUCAGAUGAAAACGCCCAUCCUUCAGGACAUGAACAUAAAAAUAAGACUAAUAAAAAGUCGUCCAGGAGUUCUGAAAGCAGUCCAACUGGGCCUAGAAGUAAAGAGAGAUCAGAGGGCAAGGAUAGAAGUGAACCUAGGAGAAAGAAGGAGAGAUCUAAGGAUGAUUCUAGUAAGUCAACGAGAUCAUCUAGGGAUGACCGUGGAUCUUCUCGGGAUGAUCGUGGAGCGAACCAAAAUGGCCAUCAAUCUUCGACCGAGAAUCCCGAAAUGAAGGUGGAGUGGAGAGUGAGGCGAAAUAAGGACGGUAGCCGAAUAUUUAUCAGUAAAAAACUUAAACCCGCAAAGCAAAAACUUCUACGCGAGCGUGCGCAAAAACUAGCCGAAGAACGUCGGGGACUGACGACGGACGACGAAACGCAAUCGGUUUACCUCGGAAAGUACUGGAGCCGAGAAGAUCGUCGCCGGCAGCUCGAUAAAGUUCGUGAAGCGAGACGUACGAAAAAAGUCGAAGUGGAAGCUGAACGCAAAGCGCGCGGAGGUACUAUGAAGAGAAAUGAUUUUCAAAUCAUUGCACUGACGCAAAAGAAAAUGGCUUGCACAGAGCAAACCUUCGAUGACUUUAUGACAGUCGAGGAAAUCUUGAGACAGAGAAACAGACUUGGCAUGUCAAGUGGACCUGUCUUUGUCACGACUGUUUAAUUUGUUGACACUGUAGUGAAAUAUAAAGUAUAUAAAGAUUGUAUAAAGUACUUACUCAGCAUAUAUAAUUGAUAUUAUAACCAUCUUAUAUAGUUGUAAACAUAUUGUACAUAGUGAAAUUUGAAAGUAAAAUUCAUAUUAAGUUGAGAAGUAUGGAUUCUUGUUUAUUCGAAUGCUUUGUGUCAGCAUAGGUAGUGAGAAUAACACCAGAAAGUUGCAG
Molecule: messenger RNA, 20547 nt
Organism: Paramuricea clavata
Lineage: Eukaryota; Metazoa; Cnidaria; Anthozoa; Malacalcyonacea; Plexauridae
Source: the annotation of a GenBank genome assembly